AUGUUCCAUUUCUGCUGUGUCCAUUGUGUUGACAAGAGCUGGAAACAGUGGAGCGUAUGUUAUUUGACUGUGCUUGGACGAAGGCCGUAUGGUUUAAACCUUCGUUUUGAUCAGGGCUUAGUGUCAAAUGUUGCACAAUGGACUACAAAUUGGGUAAGGACUGAAGCUUUUGCUGACUCGGGUCGAGCUUUCUUGAGUGAGGUGGCUAUGAUUGGCUGGUUCAUUUGGAAUGCUAGAAAUGACUAUGUUUUCAACCAUUCUCCCGUUGAUCCAAGGGACACUCUCCGAAAAAUUGCAAAUGCAUGGGUAGAACAACAAAACCAGUUGAGUGUUGAUGAUGGCUUAACCACAGCUCCUGCAACAUUGUCUGAAGAAGGCAAAUGCACGACAAAUGCAACUGCCGCUAUUGCUACAAUUCUUAGAGAUUCUGAGGGCCGACUUCUCGAUGGACAAGUCUCUUCUUUCCUCUCUAGCUCUGCUCAACAAGCCGAAGCACUGGCUGUGCGUUUGGCUUGUUUUUUGGCCCAAAAUCACAACCUUCCAUAUGUUGAAAUCGAGAAUGAUAAUCAAACUAUCAUCAAGCUCUGUGUUUCAGAAACAGUUCCACCUUGGGAGAGCAUGGUAGUGGUGUCGGAUAUUCGCUGGCUUGCGCGUAGUACAAAUUGGGUCUUCUCUUGGAUUUGGAGGUCAAAAAACAAAGUAGCUCAUUGGGUGUCUAGAGCUCAUGCUAGCAAAAUUCUUCCUAAUAGUAUGGUGGCCUUCCCUCCCUCCCCUUUAGCUGCUAUUCUAUCUUCUGAUGUAAAUCCUCUGAUGUAA
Molecule: messenger RNA, 816 nt
Organism: Camellia sinensis
Lineage: Eukaryota; Viridiplantae; Streptophyta; Magnoliopsida; Ericales; Theaceae
Source: RefSeq, a predicted model, not a curated record